GAAGCUUUUGACCGUCUGGCUGCUCUCGGGAGCGAGAUUGGACGCCGUUUCGCUCGAAGAGACGGGGCUUCAAAACGUGGCCGAACUCAAGAAGCAUCUGCAGCAGUCGUGCGGGCUGCCUCCCUUCCUUCAAGCACUUCUGCACGACAAUGCGCUGCUCGAGGACUCCGCCAGCCUCGAUGCCCUCGCUGACCAGGACCUACAGCUUGCACUACUUCCGCUCUCCGAGAACAACUUCCACAGAAAGGAAGUCUGCCUCGGGCUUUGCGAAGCAUCCGGCCGUGGCGAAGUGGAACUCGCCCGCAUGCUGAUCAAUGCAAGGGCCGGCGUGAACGAAUGGCACCCCUGGAAACACAGAGACCAUUGUGCUUGCACAACGGCGAUCCACGAGGCCGCUGAGGCAGGGGACUUGGAGAUCUUGCAGCUAUUGCUCGAAGCCCAAGGCGAUCCAGCUCUUGCAAGCCAUCGGCGGCUCAAGGACACGCCGCUCAUGAUCGCAUGUGACCAAGGCCGUUCGGAUGUUGUGCGCAUGCUCCUGAGAUAUCGGGCAGAUGCCAACAUGCCAUGGCAAGACCACGGAUCCCGGACAUCUGCUCUUUGCGUGGCGUCAGAGAACGGACAUGUGGAGACGGCACGAGCACUCCUAGAGAGCCGGGCUGAUGUGAAUGAGGGGUUCCUAGGUGUUAAUGGAGAACCCAGGUUCUACACCGGCCCGACCUUGAGGAAGACGCCCUUGUGCCUGGCAUGUGAAGGAGGCCAUAUCGAAGUUGCAGCAAUUCGACACAAGCACCUUACCAUCGUGCAGUUGUUGGAGGAACGAGGGGAGAUUGACGGAGCGCUGGACGUGCAUUUCCUGAUCGUGACCAUCCACUUUGAAGCGAGGUCUUUCGAGCAGGCCAUCGCGGCUGCAGAGGCCGCGAUUCGCCUCGCGCAGGACGUGGGCAGCAGGAUGGCCGAAGAGUGUGCCUGGACAUGCCUUCAGGAGAUCAAGCAGGUUCAAGAAGAGGCGCAGCGCGCAGCGGGGCCCCACGCAGAGGUGACAAAGCUGCCCUCUGCCGCGCCGACCUCGCUGCCAAGCACGGCCCAGUCGAGCCAAAGCUCCACGGAGCCACCGGAGCCGUCAAACCGACGGCCCCGCGAGGAGCUUCCGGAGCUUCCGAAGUUGGACCUGACGCAGGCUCUGGACACAGACCUCGUCAGAGGCCUCGUGGUCCAAUGCGUGCAGGUGCUCGUCGGCUUCGAAGAAGAUAUCGAGCCGGAGAAGCCCCUGUUGGAUGUGGGCCUGACGAGCCAGCUGGCUGUCGUCCUGCGGGACCAGCUCACCACAAUGCUACCGGGACUGAAUCCCCCUCUUCCUGUCACCCUAAUUUUCGACUAUCCCUCGACGGCCGCCAUCUCGCGGUUGGUGCAGCAGACUGCACAAGAGGCCUGCCGGCGAAGCGCGGCGGGCUGA
Messenger RNA from Symbiodinium sp. CCMP2456, 1453 nucleotides. The record is from the annotation of a GenBank genome assembly. Lineage: Eukaryota; Dinophyceae; Suessiales; Symbiodiniaceae.